AUGACUGGUCAGUCGGGGCGUGCUCGUCGUGGUCGUUUAACUUUAGAACAUGGUGUGAUUGAAACACCUGUGUUCAUGCCUGUGGGAACUUAUGGCACAGUUAAAGGCAUGUUGCCGCGCGAUAUCGAAGACAUCAAAGCACAAAUUAUUUUAGGCAAUACCUUCCAUCUUUAUUUACGUCCUGGACUAGAUGUUAUCCGUGAACACGGCGGUUUGCAUGAGUUUAUGAAAUGGGGCAAACCGAUUCUUACUGAUUCAGGCGGCUUCCAAGUCUUCAGUCUGGGUGCUAUGCGUAAAAUCAAAGAAGAAGGGGUUACUUUCCGCUCACCUAUCGAUGGUUCAAAAGUCUUUUUAUCUCCUGAAAUUUCAAUGGAUAUUCAACAUACAUUGAACUCAGAUAUUGUGAUGAUUUUUGAUGAAUGUACGCCAUAUCCAGCAACCCAUGAAGAAGCACAGAAAUCGCUUCAACUGUCAUUACGUUGGGCGAAGCGUUGUAAAACACAACAUCACGAUGUUUUAAAAAAUAGAAACGCAUUGUUUGGAAUCAUUCAAGGUGGAAUGUAUGAAGACCUUCGUGAAGAGUCUUUAAACGGUCUUAAAGAAAUUGAUUUUGAUGGCUUUGCGAUUGGUGGUUUAUCUGUAGGUGAACCAAAAGAAGAAAUGAUCAAAGUUUUGGAUUAUCUGCCUGCAAAAAUGCCAGAAGAUAAACCGCGUUAUUUGAUGGGUGUGGGUAAACCAGAAGAUAUCGUUGAAGCAAUUCGUCGCGGUGUCGAUAUGUUCGACUGUGUCAUGCCAACUCGAAAUGCACGUAAUGGUCAUUAUUUUGUUACCGAUGGUCUAGUUCGAAUUCGUAACAGCCAAUAUCGUCAUGAUCAAAGUCCACUUGAUCCACAUUGCGACUGUUAUACCUGUACCAACUUCACCCGUGCUUAUUUAUUCCAUUUAGAAAAAUGUGGUGAAAUGCUCGGUUCAAUGUUGGGUACGAUCCACAAUUUACGUUAUUACCAACGUUUUACCCAAGAUAUUCGUGAUGCUUUAGAUCAAGGAACUUUUGAUGAAUACGUGACUGAUUUCUAUCAACGUCGCGGUUUAGACGUUCCUCCUUGUCCUGCUGACUAA
Molecule: messenger RNA, 1119 nt
Organism: Oppiella nova
Lineage: Eukaryota; Metazoa; Arthropoda; Arachnida; Sarcoptiformes; Oppiidae
Source: the annotation of a GenBank genome assembly